Molecule: messenger RNA, 1684 nt
Organism: Nymphalis io (European peacock)
Lineage: Eukaryota; Metazoa; Arthropoda; Insecta; Lepidoptera; Nymphalidae
Product: mitochondrial import inner membrane translocase subunit Tim17-B
Exons: 4
Coding region: 186-680 (164 amino acids)
Biological process (GO): protein import into mitochondrial matrix
Cellular component (GO): TIM23 mitochondrial import inner membrane translocase complex; mitochondrial inner membrane
Molecular function (GO): transmembrane protein transporter activity
Source: RefSeq, a predicted model, not a curated record
UUGGAAUUAGAGUAAUAAGAAAUUAAGAAUUUAUGGAUUGUGAACCUUGUUCUCGAACUCGAAGACGAAAAUGAUGUAAAUAGUUCAAAAUAAACGCAAUUACACUGUAAUAGUGAUAAUCUAUAUGAAUAUAUGUUUUAACUAAAUUUACUAGAUAUUAUAUAUUGAGUUAAAUAAUUAAAAAAAUGGAUGAAUAUUCAAGAGAACCUUGCCCUUGGCGUAUUUUGGAUGACUCUGGCGGCGCAUUUUUGAUGGGAGCAAUCGGCGGUGGUAUCUUUCAUUCAAUAAAAGGAUUCAGAAAUGCUCCCGUUGGAUUCAGUAGAAAAAUGCUUGGUAGUUUAGCAGCUAUGAAGGAAAGGUCACCUAUUGUAGGAGGAAACUUUGCAGUAUGGGGAGGGAUGUUUUCAACGAUUGAUUGCUCACUUGUCUAUUUGAGACAAAAGGAAGAUCCCUGGAACUCUAUCAUGAGCGGUGCACUAACAGGAGGAAUCCUGGCAGCUCGAAAUGGUGUUCCGGCCAUGGCAGGCAGUGCAUUGGUUGGCGGUGUCCUUCUAGCACUAAUAGAGGGUAUUAGUAUAAUGUUUACAAGAAUAACAUCGGAGCAGUUCAAACCACAGCAGCCAAUAUUUGAAGAUCCUUCAAUUUUAGGUCAAAGCCAGGCACAGGGACAAAGUUUUUAAUAGAUGAUUUAUGUUAGAAACAAAUGACACAAGAUUGUUAAAUUAAAGUUAUGUUCGUUAAAAACAGGCAGAUCAUUGGUCUUAAAUAAUCGAGCAAUUCAACCAAACUACUUAAAACUAAUUAGCCAUUGCAUAGGACUUAGUUUUUUUUAAUUAAUAAACAUACAUUAUUAAAUGCAAACAUCUUAACUGUAUUAACUGGAGUUACAGAGUAGACAAGUUCGUCUUCAUAUGACAAAAUUAUUGGUUAUGAAUAGUUUUUGGAAUAUGAUUAUAUCUAAAAUUAACAGCCACUUUUUUUUUGGAGGGAGUUAGAGCUUAUUCCAUUAUACUGCUUCAAUCUAGGUUGGUACAUGCAUAAGUGGAAAAUUGUUGUCGCAUGCACCACCAAGCAUGAAUAACAUAUACAUGUUCUAACCAUGUCUACUCUCGUAUAAGUUCUGAUCGGGUAUAUCUUGGUAGUAAAAUGUUUGAAAGUAUAUCAUUUGUACAAAAUCAUGAAAAAAGUAUUUGUUUAAUAUAAAAUUGCAACCAAUAACUUUAAUUUUACAAUCUUGUAACAGAAUUUUCAGCACUUUGGUAUUGUUUUGUUGUUAAUUUUUUUUUUAAAUUGUCCUCAACCUAUUUUUUUGAGUGAAUUAUUUGCAUCUGUGAUAUUUUCAGUUCGAUACUGAUUGCUCAUAAUUUCACUUAACAAAUGUGAAUUUUUUGUAUUUGAAUAUGAAACGUAGUUGUCUAUGUUCAUUUUAAAUAUCAUAAUUUAUGUUAGCAAGGUUCACAUACAACAUAUUUAUUUGUUCCCCAUAUUGUUGUAGUGUUUGUAUGAAUUGUCAGAAAGCUGUUGACAAGUUUAAAUAAGAUUUAAUAAAUUUUAGAAGAUUUAUUUAUUCAUUCUUCUAUAUUAAUAUCUUACUGUCACAGUUUUUCAGAUACUAUUUUUGCUGGCUUAAAUUAUGGUGUUCCAUUUGUAAAAAUAGAUACCAAAUAAAUAUUUCAGAAAAUUU